Molecule: messenger RNA, 3094 nt
Organism: Fragaria vesca subsp. vesca
Lineage: Eukaryota; Viridiplantae; Streptophyta; Magnoliopsida; Rosales; Rosaceae
Product: transcriptional corepressor LEUNIG-like
Exons: 18
Coding region: 30-2735 (901 amino acids)
Cellular component (GO): nucleus
Molecular function (GO): protein binding
Source: RefSeq, a predicted model, not a curated record
GUGAUUGCAGGUGCUCUGUAUUCAUCAGCAUGUCUCAGACUAACUGGGAAGCUGAUAAAAUGUUGGAUGUCUACAUCCAUGAUUAUCUAGUGAAAAGAGACUUGAAGGCUUCUGCUCAAGCUUUCCAAGCUGAAGGGAAGGUGUCUUCUGAUCCUGUUGCUAUUGAUGCACCGGGAGGUUUUCUAUUCGAAUGGUGGUCAGUUUUCUGGGAUAUAUUUAUUGCUAGGACCAAUGAAAAGCAUUCAGAGGUUGCUGCAUCUUACAUCGAGACACAGUUUAUUAAAGCAAGGGAGCAGCAGCAGCAGCAGCAACAACAACAACAACAACAACAGCAACAAUCCCAGCAGCCCCAACAUUCACAACAACAACAGCAACAGCAACACAUGCAAAUGCAACAGAUUAUGAUGCAAAGACAUCAGCAGCAACAACAACAACAACAGCAACAGCAACAGCAGCAGCAACAACAACAGCCACAGCAACAACAGCAGCCACAGCAGCAACAACAGACACAACAGAGAAGAGAUGGGGCCCAUCUGUUAAAUGGAAAUACAAACGGGCUUGUUGGAAAUGAUCCUCUUAUGCGACAAAAUCCUGGAACAGCAAAUGCUAUGGCUACCAAGAUGUACGAGGAAAGAUUAAAACUUCCCCAGAGAGAUUCUAUGGACGAUGCAUCUCUUAAGAGAUUUGGUGAGAAUGUGGGCCAGCUUUUGGAUCAAAAUCAUGCUUCAUUAUUAAAGUCAGCUGCAGCAGCUGGUCAGCCUUCAGGGCAAGUUUUGCAUGGUUCAGCCGGUGGGAUGACUCAACAAGUCCAAGCUCGAAAUCAGCAACUGCCAGGAUCUACGCCAGAUAUAAAGACAGAAAUUAAUCCUAUAUUAAAUCCAAGAGCUCCUGAGGGAUCAUUGAUCGGAAUUCCAGGGUCUAAUCAGGGUGGGAACAAUCUAACUCUAAAAGGAUGGCCACUCACAGGUCUGGAUCAACUUCGUUCUGGACUUCUUCAGCAACAAAAACCUUUUAUGCAAGCUCCCCAGCCUUUUCAUCAGCUUCAGAUGCUGACACCACAACACCAGCAACAACUUAUGCUUGCCCAGCAAAAUUUGACAUCGCCAUCUGCUAGUGAUGAUAGUAGAAGACUAAGAAUGUUAUUGAAUAAUCGAAGUAUGGGGAUUGGGAAGGAUGGCCUUUCGAAUUCUGUUGGCGAUGUAGUGCCAAAUGUAGGAUCGCCUCUUCAAGCUGCUUCUAUGAUGGCUCGUGGAGAUACUGAUAUACUGAUGAAGUUAAAAAUGGCUCAGCUACAGCAACAGCAGAAUAGUAACCCACAACAACAGCUUCAGCAGCAUGCUCUUUCUGCACAGCAGUUGCAAAGUUCAAAUCAUAAUCCUCAUCAGCAAGAUAAAAUGGGGGGUGGUGGCAGCAUCACAAUGGAUGCUAGCAUGUCUAACUCUUUUCGAGGAAAUGAUCAGGUUUCAAAAAACCAGCCUGGGAGAAAGAGAAAGCAGCCAGUGUCAUCUUCAGGCCCUGCCAAUAGCACGGGAACAGCAAACACAACUGGACCUUCCCCGAGUUCAGCCCCUUCAACUCCUUCAACCCACACUCCUGGUGAUGUAAUAUCAAUGCCUGCCUUACCCCAUAGUGGUGGAUCCUCUAAGCCUCUGAUGAUGUUUGGUGCUGAUGGUACUGGUACGCUUACCUCACCCUCAAAUCCACUGUGGGAUGAUAAAGAUCUUGAAUUGCAGGCUGAUAUGGAUCGUUUUGUGGAGGACGGAUCUCUUGAUGAUAAUGUGGAGUCUUUUUUAUCUCAUGAUGAUGGAGACCCUAGAGAUGCUGUUGGUCGAUGUAUGGAUGUCAGCAAAGGGUUCACAUUUACGGAAGUAAACUCUGUUAGAGCAAGCCCAAGCAAAGUUACUAGUUGUCACUUCUCAUCGGAUGGAAAACUUCUUACUAGUGGUGGCCAUGAUAAAAAGGCUGUAUUAUGGUACACUGAUACUUUGAAGCCAAAGUCUACACUUGAAGAGCAUUCAGCUUUGAUAACUGAUGUACGGUUCAGUCCAAGCAUGCCACGUCUUGCAACAUCUUCUUUUGACAAAACUGUCAGAGUCUGGGAUGCUGAUAAUCCUGGUUAUUCACUUCGCACCUUCAUGGGACAUAAUGCGUCAGUGAUGUCAGUAGAUUUCCACCCGAAUAAGGACGACCUUAUCUGUUCUUGUGAUGGGGAUGGUGAGAUUCGCUACUGGAGUAUUAACAAUGGCAGCUGUGCAAGAGUGUUCAAGGGUGGGACGACUCAGGUGAGAUUCCAACCUCGCCUUGGAAGAUAUCUUGCUGCAGCAGCAGAGAAUGUUGUAUCUAUACUGGAUGUGGAGACACAGGCUUGUCGGCAUUCAUUACAGGGACAUACAAAGCCAAUUAAGUCUGUGUGCUGGGAUCCGUCUGGUGAGUUCCUUGCAUCCGUGAGUGAGGACUCGGUCAGAGUUUGGACUUUCGGAUCAGGAAAUGAAGGGGAGUGUGUUCAUGAAUUGAGCUGUAAUGGCAAUAAAUUUCAUUCCUGUGUCUUCCAUCCAACAUAUACUUCACUGCUGGUCAUUGGUUGUUACCAGUCUUUGGAGCUAUGGAACAUGACAGAGGGCAAGACUAUGACUCUAUCAGCACACGAAGGUCUUAUUGCUUCGUUGGCUGUGUCAACUGUAACAGGUUUGGUUGCUUCGGCUAGUCAUGAUAAGUGGGUUAAGCUUUGGAAGUGAAAUGAUUUUUUGUCAAGGAAAUGUUGAUACACUGAUUAACUGCACUUUGCAAUUUAGGAUUAGUUUUCUACUGAUCAUGAUCCAAUGCUCGUAGUUUGUGUCUUUUGAUUGCUUGAUUAAUCACCAUCCUUUGCCUUGGAUCUUGAACGAUUCCACAUGACCCUCUGACCUUGUACAAUUAUUGUUGUAUGGUAUUACUGUAAUAGUAUAACUGUAUAACGUUGAGAUCCUGAUCAUCCUUCACGGACCUCUUGUAACGGUCCAAACAAUUUUAUAUAAAUCUUAUGCUUCCACUCUUUGGGUUUCAUUGAGUUUUAAAACUAUUGAAUUCAGAAAUUCAGGUUUCUUUCUGACUUACC